AUGCGAAACGGCACAAUUAACAAUGACUGCUUUCAAUCCCCUUACUAUUAUUCUUACCGAAACAAACUUGAGAGUCUGAAUUAUGUUGACUGGAAACAAAACUUGGAUAUUGUCCUAAUUGCUGAACAGUACAAAUUUGUGCUUGAUGAGGUGUGUCCAGAAAAACCUAGAGAUGAUGCUACGGAUGAUGAACAGAAAGCUUACCAAAAAUGGGUUAAGGCUGAUGAGAUGGCGCAGUGUUACAUUUCGGAAUCUAUGUCUGUUCUACAACAUCAACAUCAGUCUAUGGAGUCUGCUUACGACAUUCUGGAAAAUCUCAAAGAAAUGUUUGGAGAUCAGAAUCGUGCGGCUAAGUAG
Messenger RNA from Nicotiana attenuata, 357 nucleotides. RefSeq lists its product as uncharacterized. The record is from RefSeq and is a predicted model, not a curated record. Lineage: Eukaryota; Viridiplantae; Streptophyta; Magnoliopsida; Solanales; Solanaceae. The transcript is spliced from 2 exons. The coding region runs from base 1 to 357 and encodes 118 amino acids.